Molecule: messenger RNA, 2850 nt
Organism: Leptopilina heterotoma
Lineage: Eukaryota; Metazoa; Arthropoda; Insecta; Hymenoptera; Figitidae
Product: endothelin-converting enzyme 1-like
Exons: 17
Coding region: 481-2751 (756 amino acids)
Biological process (GO): protein processing
Cellular component (GO): plasma membrane
Molecular function (GO): metalloendopeptidase activity
Source: RefSeq, a predicted model, not a curated record
UGCUUUGCUUUAGUUGAGAAUUGGCUACAAAGCGUAUACGUAUUGAGGUUUGGUCCAUUUCCCUCAAUUCAGAGCUUUGUAACAGAACAAUUUUUUCCGCACAGAAAAAAAUCUUUAUAACAGAAACUUACAUUGAAAUUUAGUGAUAAAAUAAAAUUAAGCAUUAAAAAUAAAUUAGAAAAAAAUUAUGUUAACAUAAAAUCGAAAAAACUUUUUUUUAUUUUCUCUCACAUUAAUUUUGAGAUAUUUUUUUCCGCUGAUAAAUUUUUUUUCUUUUUUGCAACGAAACGAAAAAGUCAACAACAAUCGAUUUCCAAACACUUGUGGAUGUCAAUGUCCAAGUGCACACGUUUUCAUAAGAACUUUCUGAAUGAAACACAUUUUCCAAUUAGAGGAGAAACUAUGAGAUCGUGAUUCUUGAAACAACUCUUAGAACCAGUUGGAUCAAACGCAAAGAGAGGGUGAAGAGAUUCUUUCAAGAUGAGAUACAAGGUAAACGACCCGGAAAGUAAUGACAGAAGUUCAGAUGGCAUCAAAAUUGGUGCGGAAGCUUCAUGGCAGUACAAUGAAAAAAGUUCAAAUACGAAGGAAACAAAACUCAUAAUAGUUGUUGGAUUAUUAGCUGUCGCUGUAAUUGCACUUGUCGCUACUUUAACAAUACAAAUGGCUGUUUUUCGAAAGGAGGAAUACAAAGAAAUGUGCCAAAGCGAAGAGUGCAUAAACACCGCCUCUAAAAUAUUGGACGCAAUGAAUAAAACAGUAGAUCCUUGUCAAGAUUUCUACCAAUUUGCCUGUGGUGGAUGGAUUGAUAAGCAUCCGAUUCCACAAAGUCAAGCAGCUUGGGAUCAAUUGAGUCUUAUAAGAGAAGAACUAAUACAAAAAUUGAGAAUACUUUUAGAGGAACCUGACAGAAGUGACGAUCUCAGACCUGUAAAACUAGCUCGAAGUCUUUAUAGAACGUGCAUGGAUACUGCUAGUGUAGAGGCUCUUGGACUGAAACCAAUAUUAGAGAUUCUCAAAAGAAUUGGACUGACAGGUGAGAUCCCAGUGGGCAAUGAUACAGAAAUCAUGAACAUUGCUGAACUAUCAGGAAAAUCGCAGAGAAUCAUAGGUUUCAAUAUGUUAGUCAAUUUCUACAUCAGUGAAGAUGUGAGAAAUACUUCGAGAAACAGAAUGAUGAUAGAACAAGCAUCACCAGGCAUCAGCGAACGAUAUCUAUUAAAUAAAAAACGAUUCGAAACGGAAUUAACAGAAUAUAAAAAAUACGUAAUUGCCAUGCUGGAAUUAGCGGGAGCUGGAGAAAAAAGUUCUGAUCUAGCUAAUGAGAUUUUAGACUUCAGUACUCAAAUUGCCAAGAUUAUGUCGACACAAGAAGAGCGACGAAGUGAAAAUCACUUUUUCCACGAUGUAACGAUCAAUGAAUUACAACAGCUCACUGACCUUCAUGCUCAAAAAUGGAACUGGACGAGUUACGUGAAUGCAAUUUUUAAUAAUACAAAUGUCACAAUAGACACAAAUGUCGACAGAGUAAUUGUUAUGGAUUUACUCUAUUUGCAAAAAUUACCGAAACUUUUGGCAGAAACACCUCCAGGAACAAUAGCUCGAUUCCUCUGGUGGAAUAUCUACUCGACAGUUGCACCUCUCACAUUACAAAAAUUCCGAGAUUUGGGUUUCCAAUUUUCGCAAAAAGUCUUUGGAUUAAAGGAGAAAACUCCCAGAUGGAAGGGUUGCACCGGAAAUGUGAAUUCAAACUUUGGCAUGGCUCUUAGUUAUAUUUAUGUUCAGAAAUAUUUUAACGAUCAAGCUCGUGAUAAGGCUCUAGAAAUGUUAUUGGAUAUUAAAACUGCUUUCGAUGAAAUGGUAGCCGAAUUAGAUUGGAUGGAUAGCACAACAAGGGCUCGAGCUCAUAAAAAAUUGCAAGCUAUUAGACCGUUUGUUGCUUUUCCCGAAUGGAUCAAAAAUCCGGACAAGUUAAACAAGCUAUACGAGGGAGUGGACAUAAUUCCAGGAAAGUUAUUCGAAACAUUUUUGAAACUCACCGACAGGGAAAUAACAAAGAGUCUAAAUAAUUUAAGACAAACGCCAAAUAAAGACAGAUGGAUAACAACCUCAACGACAGUAAAUGCUUUUUACAGCGCAAUUCUCAAUUCAGUCACUUUUCCAGCAGGAAUACUAAGUCCUCCAUUCUAUGGCAAUGGAUUAGAGUCAAUAAAUUACGGUGCCAUAGGAGCGAUAAUGGGUCACGAGUUAACGCACGGAUUUGACGACCAAGGUCGUAGAUACGACGAAAACGGUAAUCUAAGACAGUGGUGGAGCGAUGAAACAUUGCAACAUUAUCACAAGAAAGUCGAAUGUAUCAUCAAGCAAUACAGUAAUUAUCAUUUACCGGAGCUAGGUACCAAUUUUACAGUAAACGGAUUUAAUACUCAGGGUGAAAAUAUAGCUGAUAAUGGAGGAAUAAGGGAAGCUUACAGAGCUUAUCAAAGAUUAAAAGCUAGAAGUCCAAAUCAACAAGGUUUGCCUGGUUUGGUAGAUUACAGUCAUAAUCAACUUUUCUUCCUCGGGUUUGCGCAGACAUGGUGUGGAAAUUAUACAAACGGUGCAUUAAAAUCAAAAUUAGUCGAGGGAGUACACGCUCCAAAUCAUUUUCGAGUAAUUGGAACAUUGUCCAACAAUAUCGACUUUGCUAACGCUUGGAAAUGUCCCGUGGGAAGUCCAAUGAAUCCUCACCACAAAUGUAUUUUAUGGUAGAACGUACGACGAAAAAACAACCCGAAGAUAAAAAUGAUAAUAAUCAAUUAAAAAUACUUAAAUAGAAAAUUUGUUACUAACAUUCCUCAAAAAUCCAAA